Tauraco erythrolophus (red-crested turaco) is the source of this 332-nucleotide messenger RNA. NCBI's taxonomy places the organism in Eukaryota, Metazoa, Chordata, Aves, Musophagiformes, Musophagidae. The record is from RefSeq and is a predicted model, not a curated record.
GGCUGAGCUGGCUGCAACCAUUCCCCCUGGCCUCGCCAGGCCCGGCCCAGAAACUCGUCUUCAACAGAGUGAACGGCAAGAGGCCGCAGGUGUCACUGCAGCAGGUCUCGGCCCCCGAGGAGUGUUACACGCUGGCCCACGAGGAGAACGUCCGCUUCAUCUACGAAGCCUGGCAGCAGGUAGAGCAGCAGCUGGACGGCAGCCGGAGCGGGGAGAGCGCCUGCGGCCCCGUGCAGUACGUUGAGAAAAACCCCAACCCCAGAUUGGAAAACUUCGUUCCCAUCGACCUGGAGGAUUGGUGGGGAAAGCAAUUUCUGGCCAGCUCCUUAUAA